This is a messenger RNA of Alternaria triticimaculans, 840 nucleotides long. RefSeq names its product cell separation during budding (gene SDS23). Lineage: Eukaryota; Fungi; Ascomycota; Dothideomycetes; Pleosporales; Pleosporaceae. Bases 1 to 840 code for a protein of 279 amino acids. The record is from RefSeq and is a predicted model, not a curated record. The transcript has 2 exons. Gene Ontology annotation, molecular function: protein serine/threonine phosphatase inhibitor activity.
AUGGCAGACCACGACACCACGGAGGCUAUUGACGUCAAGGACACGUCCCUCAACAGCUCCGUAUCUUCCAUCGGCCGCACACCUCCGACUGCGCUCAAAUUGGGCUCCAGCCCCAGCCCGGCAUCGUCCCACCGUUCGAGCUUCGCGGAGCACAUGCGAGGAACGCCCACAUCACCACGCGCGUCACGGCAGCCUUCGCUGACACAGCAAGCGCUACAAGACCUCCUCAACAACCCACCAACCAAGGGCGGUGAUCCAAAGUUCCAGGGACGCGAUUGGAAGACUGUCAGACUCGGAGAGAUUGUCGAUCCUGACCUGGUGAGGUUCGUCGAGUACGAUACCAGCGUUGAGGAUGCGACGAGCAUACUAGUCAAACAUGGCGCCCCUAAUGUCGUCCUCCUGCGCGAAGAUGCGAACACACGGCAUGCGACCGGGACCUUCGAUUACAGCGACCUGAAUGCGUACCUCCUCCUCGUAGUCGGCCUCGCGCACCCCGAAGAAGGUGACAUCGCCUCGUUCGACGAGCUUGCACAGAAAGGAAGAGAAGGAAAGCCCAUACCGCUCAAAGACGUAAAAGAAGUUGGUGGCAGGAAGGAGCCGCUGAUUACUCUCGACGAGACAACGGAUCUUUCCAAGGCCAUAGAAGUCUUCGGAAGCGGUGUACAUAGAGUGUUGGUCGCAGAAGAAGGCACAUCGAACGUCAAGGGCAUACUUACCCAGCUAAGACUGGUGCAAUUCUUCUGGGAGAACCGAUCGAGCUUCCCAGGCGUAAACCAGCUGUACCCACAGCUGAUCAAAGACCUGAAUCUUGGAUCCAAGACCGUUCUAGCCAUCAAGUAA